This is a messenger RNA of Scheffersomyces stipitis CBS 6054, 405 nucleotides long. RefSeq names its product monothiol glutaredoxin. The transcript has a single exon. The record is from RefSeq and is a predicted model, not a curated record. Lineage: Eukaryota; Fungi; Ascomycota; Pichiomycetes; Serinales; Debaryomycetaceae. The annotation marks the transcript as partial. Gene Ontology annotation, molecular function: disulfide oxidoreductase activity.
CAAUCCAGAUUUAUCUCGACUGAAAUUAAAGAUGCUAUAGACAAGGCUGUGGCCAGCUCACCUGUAGUAUUGUUUAUGAAGGGUACACCUGAGUUCCCACAAUGUGGUUUCUCUAGAGCUACUAUACAGAUGUUAGGUCAACAGGGUGUUGAUCCUGAGAAGUUUGCUGCCUACAAUGUUUUGGAAGAUCCAGAAUUAAGAGAUGGAAUCAAGGAAUACAGCUCAUGGCCCACCAUUCCACAAUUGUAUGUGAACAAGGAGUUUGUUGGAGGUUGUGAUAUUGUCAUGAGCAUGGCACAGAGUGGAGAAUUGGCUGAAUUAUUAGAAGCCAACGAUGCUUUGGUUCCUGAGGAUGUCGAAGAAGAACCGCAAGCUGCCAACGUCAAGCCAUCUGAAAGAUCAUAG